This is a messenger RNA of Achroia grisella, 2845 nucleotides long. It is a transcript of the gene nudE, whose product is annotated as nuclear distribution protein nudE homolog 1. Lineage: Eukaryota; Metazoa; Arthropoda; Insecta; Lepidoptera; Pyralidae. Gene Ontology annotation, cellular component: centrosome; kinetochore; kinesin complex. Gene Ontology annotation, biological process: cell migration; microtubule nucleation; establishment of mitotic spindle orientation. The transcript has 7 exons. The coding region runs from base 242 to 1093 and encodes 283 amino acids. The record is from RefSeq and is a predicted model, not a curated record. Gene Ontology annotation, molecular function: microtubule binding.
AUUUGGCAUAAAAAAAAUUACUUGUUUUGAGAAUACAAAUUGUGUCAUAAUUUGCGUUCUAACGGCCCAUUUCUACUAAAAUAACGAAAGUAUUUCUUAAAAAUUUGUCUUGAUAUUUACCUAAAAAUACAUAUUAUCUAUUUCUAGAUGUUUUAGUAAUUUUUUUGUUAUGAUUCAAUAGUGUGAACGUAUCCUUGAGAUAUUUGUUGGAACUUAAAAUUUAUUGUUUUACCUUAUUAACAUGGAAUCUCCGAGGCAGUCCGAAUCUGAGUCGUCGGACUAUUGGAGAAAACAGGCUAAACAUUAUGAACAAAAAGCCAUCGAAUUUCAGCAGGAGUUAGAUGAAUAUACUGAAAACUCGGCACAACUCGAAAAAGAGUUAGAAGCAUCAUUGGUACAAGUUGAAAAACAGAACAGAGAUUUAGAAAAUCAAAAUCAACGACUUAAAAAUGAAAUUGAAAUGCUAAAAAAUAAAUUAGAGAGGAGUCAACAUGAAACUAAUGCUUUGGAGAGUGAACUACAGGCAUUAAAAAUAGAAAAGAACAAGCAAUCUGUUUAUGUAAGAGAAUUAGAACAAAAAAAUGAUGACUUAGAAAGAGGUCAAAGGGUAAUAUCUGAAUCUGUGUCAUGUAUUGAGACCUUGUUAAACCAGGCAUACGAAAGGAAUGCAGUUUUAGAGAGUGAAGUUGAUGAAAUAGAAAAUUUAAGAGUUAAAUUGCAAAGAGCAACAGAUGAAGCCAGAGAUCUGAAACAAGAGUUAAAAGUAGUAGAAAGAAUUCCACCGCACAAGAAAGAAGAUGGUAUUCCUAAUGAGAAUACAGUAGUUAAUGGCCACAUUACAAAUUCUAACCGGACACAGGUUGAAAUAGAACCACAAAGCCUCUCAUCACCACAAAAAAGAGAGAUAAAUGGAAAUGCAAUGACUCCCUCAGCUCGAGUAUCAGCCAUAAAUAUAGUAGGCGAUCUUCUAAGGAAAGUAGGGGCUUUGGAAUCAAAAUUAGCAUCGUGUCGUGGUACAGUUAGACCUAAAGAACACUCACCAAAUUCAAGUUCGGAUGUCAAUAAGGACUACAGGUGUGUACUGAAGAACUAAGCAUGGCGAUUAUCAUCUCUCCACUGCAAAGUGCAGACUAGCUUGUUUAGCGUAAAGCUUUGUCAGAAAAUAAAUAGCUUCACGUUAUGGUCUUGCUGAUUGUAAACCUUAUGUACUGUGAUCGAAAACACAUUUUCCUAACUUAAAAAUGUCUGUGAUCGUAAUAAAACAAUUAAGAUGUUGUAAUAGUGACUUUUGGCCUACCCACCGGAGAUCACCAUAAGUUGCAAAAAUAUAUAGCUGAUUACAUACAUACCUAUUCAUUUUAUUUAAAAUUAUAGAAUACAACGUCCAAAUAUUUUACGUAUAUAGGAAUAAGAGUUUCAGGAGCUUAUCUGCACUCUUAUACUUAAGAAUUUGGAAAGGAGAUUGCGAUAACAAUUUGCAAUGCCUAUUAAUUCUUAGUAUUUCAUAUAUGCAUCGCUGGAAUGUGGCAAAUGAAUUUAAUACAAUGAUUUUUGUGUCGCCAGUAGAGCACAUGCAUAGUAGAUAUAUAACGUGAACUAAUCUCUACAUUUUACAUAUUGUGUGUUUUUAUUACACAUUUGAUUUUAAUUUCAUGCAUUCCAGGAGUUUAUCAAUAUACCAUUAGAUUUAUAUGCAACAUUGGUAUGCACCUGGUCAUGUCUAUUGGUGGAUAUAAAUAUUUUGGAGUGUACUUUUGUAAAUAAUUAGUAUAAAUGUGUAUAAAUCGUUGAUAAUACAAAAAUUUUAUGAAAUAUCAAUAAUAUAAUAUGUAAUAUUUAGAUAUGGUUAUUUUUUGUAAUUUGCAAUAAUGUAAUCUUUUAGAAAAUCAUAUUGAAUAAUUUCGAUAUGGUGGUUUAUAUAUUCUUGUAUAGUGUUCUAGUAAAUGUGUUGGGGUGUGACUCCAUUAAUUCUGCGCAUAACACGUUAAUAUUUGCCUCAUUAAUUUUGGUUAUAUAAUUACAUAACAGGCCUAUACAUAUGUUACAACUUUUCAUCAAAUUAUUCCUCAAUUUGUAUCUAACUCUUGUAUAAUAACAACUGUUUUGUGUAUGGUAUUUGGCAUGUCAUUACUAAUUUUGUGUUAAAAACACGCAAUACUUUGGUACCCCGCAAUACAUCCAGUGACCAGUUUUUCUAGUUAAUAGAGUAUUGUUAUUAAACAUCACAAUAUACAAAUAUUUAUCUUGCCCUGUAAGCUAAGUACUAGCACUAUAUCAAUGUUUAGGUAUUAUUUUAUAUAAUUUGACAAGAGGGUUAUAUCUCUAUUAAAUUAGUUUAAAUAGCAUAAUUUCUUACGUGUCGCCCGUACCUAGAGGUAUAAAGUUUAAUGUAGCACUCUGAGGACUUUAAAAUCGAUCACACGCGCACCGACCUAUUCACUGAGCUCAGAAAAGAUUUUAUGAAUACAUGUUUGUCAGUUACUUGUACACUGUGAUUCAAUUAAUUAAAUACCAUUAAAAUAAAAUUGGUAAAAUACUAUUUCAUAAAAGCAAUGUAAUAUAAGUGCAGGUUUUUUAUUUACAAUUGACCUCCACAAACAUUUGAAUUGUAUUUGGUAAUGAAUUUGUGUAGGUUUAGUACUUCUCUGAGUUUCAUUAUCCUUUUUUUCUAUGUAUAUAAUGUAUAAUUUCGCAGAUUACAGUAAAAUAUAUUUGUUUUAUAUAACGUAUAAAUAAAUAUGCUAAAUAUUAUUCUAUGCGUUUAUGCAAUAACGUGUGUGGUGACCAAACUUUUAAUUUUGUGCCCAAUAAAUGAUAACGACAUAAAAUGUAUUUUAUUAUCUCG